Cavenderia fasciculata is the source of this 1407-nucleotide messenger RNA. RefSeq lists its product as uncharacterized. The record is from RefSeq and is a predicted model, not a curated record. The coding region runs from base 1 to 1407 and encodes 468 amino acids. Gene Ontology annotation, biological process: ribosomal small subunit export from nucleus; ribosomal small subunit biogenesis. The transcript is spliced from 3 exons. Gene Ontology annotation, cellular component: preribosome, small subunit precursor; cytosol; nucleus. NCBI's taxonomy places the organism in Eukaryota, Evosea, Eumycetozoa, Acytosteliales, Cavenderiaceae.
AUGUCAAAAUCAUUUGUUGAUAGAAAAGAUAGAGUUACAUAUACAUUAUAUAGAAACAGUGCUGUUGAUAGACAAGGUAGAUCUAUCAAUGAAUUGGUUCAAAAACAAAAGCAAGAAAAAAGUACUAAACAAAAUAAUAAUAGUCGUAGAAUAGCAGGAGGAGAUGAAGAUUAUGAUGAGGAUGAUGAAUAUUAUGACGACGAUGACGACGAAUAUUAUGACGACGACCAAGAAGAAUACGACGAUGAUCAGGAAGAUGACCAAGAAGAGAACGACGACGACCAAGAAGAUGGCAAAAAGAAAAAAGAAGACGACGAUUUACAUUUGAUUGGAUUUAGAAAAGAUGGGUACGACUAUUCAAAACAUUUGAAACCAAUUGGUGGUGGUAUUUUUAUUCCAGCCGUUUAUGACCUAAGCACUUUAAAGAAUGUAAAGGGAGGAAUUGUAGGUCUUAUUAGAGAAAGUGAACCAACUCCCUAUAUGUACGGUCUAGAGGAAAUUAGUAAACAUUAUGUAAAAAAUGAAAAGGAAUUAUCAGGAGUUGUUGAUAGUGAUUUGAUUGAUGCAAUGGGAAGUGAUGAUGGAGAAUUUGAAGAUUUGGAUGAUGAUUUUAUUUUACAAGCCAACGGAGGAAACCUCGAUGGAUUGGAUGAACAAGUAAAAGAAGCAAGACGUAAAUUAAAAAGUUUGGAAUUAUUGGAUGAUGACGAACAAGAUGAAGGUGACCGAAUUGCCGGAAGACAUGUAGAUGAAGAGUUGGAGGCUGACUUUGAGGCUGCCCUCGAGGAGUAUGAUGAUGACGAAAUUGGAGAAUUAGACAGAGACGUUGCUCGUGGUCAAUUCUCUACCGAUCAAUAUGAACAAGUAUUUGAUGAAUUCAUGGAUGAAUACAAAAAGAACCAUACACCAUUUAUCGAUCAACUCAUUCAAUUAAAGAGAGAGGAUCCAACCAUUGCGCUCACUGCCCAAGAGAAAAUAGAAAUCCUUGAAAGAGAUUGGGAAAGUUCAUCAUCAGAGGAUGAAGACGAAGGAGAGGAUCGUGAGGUAUGGGACUGUGAAACCAUUCUCACCACCUACACCAAUAUCUAUAACCAUCCAUCCACCAUCAGAGAAGAGGGUAUCAAAAAGAUCCAACUCUCGAAAAAGACUGGCAUUCCUUUGGGUGUCCUCCCAACAAGAACAAGAGAAAUCGAGGAAGAAGAGGAAAGAAUCAAUUACGGUGAAGCCAUCGAAAAGGACGAAUCCAAAGAAGACAAGAAAGAAAGAAAAAAGGCCGUCAAGGAGUUGAAAAAGGCUGCAAGAGAACAAAAGAAGGAUUUGAAACAGGCUUUCAAGAGCGAAGAAAUGAAACAAAAUAAGAUCAAUAGAGCCCAAAGAUUAAAUAAAGCCACCGCUGUUCAGUUUUAA